AUGCUUAUUGAAUGGCAUUCAUUUAGAUCAUCUAAUGUUACAAUAGAUUCUCGUGCUGCCAAUUUUACUCCACUUGAUCCAACGGUUAAUAGUCAUUUUUCUCCUGAUAUGAAAUUAAAUAUUGUUUCACGAUUAUUUAUUGAAAAUUGGAUAAGUUCUACUGAUUUUAGUUUCUAUUAUAAUCAAUGUGCACCAGAUAAAUGUAUUUAUAUCUAUGAAGAAUGUUUUAAUAGAGCUUAUGUUAUCGCAACAAUACUCGAUAUAAGCGGUGACCAUUCUACUGCACUUCGAAUAUUGAUUUUACCUAUUGUGAAACUAUUUCGACGAAUGUAUUAUUAUUGUUGUCGACCUUAG
This is a messenger RNA of Rotaria sp. Silwood1, 354 nucleotides long. The record is from the annotation of a GenBank genome assembly. Lineage: Eukaryota; Metazoa; Rotifera; Eurotatoria; Philodinida; Philodinidae.